AUGAACCAAGAAGAAGUGAUUGGUGCUCAACGACAUAUUCUCUCAUCAGCCGCUUCAUCCAACGAUGAUAUCGCUUCAAACAGAUCAACAAGUUCACCUUUAGAUCAAAAACCAAACAUCUGGCAAAUGAACGGACAAUCAAUCAUUAAUCAGUUAUCUCCGACCGCUGGUGAUCAGGCAAAUAUUGGUGAGCCAGCUCAAGCCAGUUCUUCAGCUACUGAUUUAUCUGCUGAUGCUGAAGGUGUUUGGUCACCUGAUAUUGACCAGGCAUUUCAAGAAGCGUUGCAAAUUUAUCCGCCAUGUGGUCGACGGAAAAUUAUUCUCAGCGAUGAAGGGAAAAUGUAUGGUCGAAAUGAAUUAAUAGCUCGAUAUAUCAAGAUAAGGUGUGGCAAAACAAGGACACGAAAACAAGUUUCAUCACAUAUCCAAGUUCUUGCACGAAAGAAAGCUCGUGAAACACAGGCUAAGCUUAAGUCAGCGGAAACAUCUCCGCCAUCCGCUGUUAGUACAACUGUUCCUGGUACUAGUGCUGAAAAAGAAAAACCGAUGUCAGCAGCAUUAAAUAAUUUAUCGAUGUUGGCGAUGAGUAAGCAAAAUGUCCUACCUCGGGCACUUUACCCAACAGUAUGGCCCGCUGGUUUUCCAACUCCAACUUCGGCACAGACCGCAUUUUCAGCUCAGGAAGAUCUCAAAGCUUAUCAGCGCAUCGUCGAAAUAAAUGGCUACAACAAUGGUCGAGUAUCAUUGAAUGGUCAGUCACCAGUGGAAAAAUUAUCACCUGUGAUACCUGUUGAUGAUCGUGCUAUUGCUUCUUCAGUGCUUACCUUAUGCGGUUUCACAGCUUAUGUUGAACCCAUUCCAAACAACGUUGCUUCACGGGUAGAUCUCGUGCGAAUACCAAAACUUGCCGAUGAACCACUUGAGACUUUCAAGUUAGAGGAUAUAGCAGAGAAAUAUCCACCAGUACUUGGUGAGUUAUUUGCAUCGGGACCUCGUGAUGGUUUUUUCCUUGUGAAAUGUUGGGCUAACAUCGAAUUCACUCUACCGGAUGAUAAUUCUGCUCUUUAUGCAGUUGAUAGCUUCUAUGAAAGUACCCAACGAUUUGAUAUCACAGUAUCCACAAAAGUAUGCUCCUUUGGUAAGCAAGUGAUCGAGAAAGUUGAAAUUUACUCACCGAUUGAAAACGGAAGAAAAUUUAAUUUUCGAUUAGAAGGAUCACCAAUGUGUGAAUAUAUGGUGAAAUUUGUUGCAGAGCUGAAAAAAUUACAAAGUCAUGAUUUAAUGAAUAGUGUGUUAUAUAAUUUCACAGUAUUGCAGGUAGUAACAAAUCGUGAUACAAAAGAACCAUUAAUGGUGAUCGGUUUCGUUUUUGAGGUAUCACCGGUUCCAGAAUCGACAUGUCGUUUAUACAGACUUGUUGCAGGCUAA
Brugia pahangi is the source of this 1428-nucleotide messenger RNA. The record is from the annotation of a GenBank genome assembly. NCBI's taxonomy places the organism in Eukaryota, Metazoa, Nematoda, Chromadorea, Rhabditida, Onchocercidae.